AUGGCAUCUGCUUUGAAAAGUUCUUUGGGCUUCAGCGAGCCCGCUGGCCUCAAGAAGGAUGAGGGGACUCCACUGAGGGCUCUGCCAUCAAACUGGUACACGUCACCAGAAAUGUACGAGCUCGAACGAAGGGCCAUCUUCUCCCGGAAAUGGCUUCUGACCACACACAAGCUGCGCUUCCAGAAGACUGGCGACUACCUCCUUUACAAAGCGGCUGGAUAUCCAUUCAUCCUGGUUCGGGACCGCGACGGCAACAUUAAUGCAUUCCACAAUGUGUGUCGCCACCGCGCGUUCCCUGUUGUGACCGAUGACAGUGGUACCGCUCGGAUCUUCUCUUGCAAGUACCACGGCUGGUCCUAUGGCCUGAACGGAAAGUUGGCCAAGGCACCCGGUUACCAAGAUCUUGCAGACUUCGACAAGAGUAAGAAUGGCCUCUUUCCAAUCCACGUCCACAUCGACGUCAAUGGAUUCAUUUGGGUGAACCUGGAUUCCAAGCCGGAGCCGGAAAUUUCCUGGGAGGAAGACUUCAAGGGAAUUGAUUUGCAGCCGCGCUUUUCCGGGUUCAACUUCAACGAUUAUACCUUUGAUCAUACAUGGGAGAUGGAUGGGGCCUUCAACUGGAAGAUCCUCGCCGACAACUACAAUGAGUGCUACCACUGCGGAACCGCCCACCCAGACGUGCCGGCAGUCGCAGACCUGGAAGCCUACGACGUGGAUAAUCAGGGUGCUAGCAUCGUCCACAAGCCCGGGACCACCGCCGAGCAAACCGCCGCGGGCAUGACCGUUGCCAGCACGUACUACUUCCCGAAUGCCUCCAUGACCGUGACCCCACACUUCUUCUUUAUGCAGCGUUUUGUGCCGACCUCGCCCACUAGCUGUGAAAUGCGCUACGAGGUCUUCCGGCACAAGGAUGCCAGCGACGAGGAAUUCGAAAAGAUCAAUUCGCUGUUCAAGCGCAUCAUGGCCGAAGACAAAGACCUUUGCACCAACACCCAGAAGAAUCUGAACACUGGUGUUUUCGUCAACGGGGAACUUCACCCGCACAUGGAGAAGGGCCCCCUCUACUUCCAGGCCACCGUGCGAGACAUUGUCACUAGCUUCCACAAGCGGGAGCAAGAAUCCGGCCAAGAAAUCUGGCCCUCUCGACAGCAACUUCCUGAGGCUGCCACGAUCAGUCAGGAUGACGUGGACUUCUGCUUGAACCUCAAGAAUAGUAAGCCUCCAGGGGAAUGCGCUACCCAGGCUGGCGGUUGCUGUGGAGGUGGCUGCAGCACCGCCAAUAACGACGCUUUGGUUUUCUAG
Molecule: messenger RNA, 1302 nt
Organism: Penicillium chermesinum
Lineage: Eukaryota; Fungi; Ascomycota; Eurotiomycetes; Eurotiales; Aspergillaceae
Product: aromatic ring-hydroxylating oxygenase subunit alpha
Exons: 1
Coding region: 1-1302 (433 amino acids)
Molecular function (GO): iron ion binding; 2 iron, 2 sulfur cluster binding
Source: RefSeq, a predicted model, not a curated record